Molecule: messenger RNA, 5307 nt
Organism: Boleophthalmus pectinirostris (great blue-spotted mudskipper)
Lineage: Eukaryota; Metazoa; Chordata; Actinopteri; Gobiiformes; Gobiidae
Gene: kdrl
Product: kinase insert domain receptor like
Exons: 30
Coding region: 410-4297 (1295 amino acids)
Biological process (GO): positive regulation of kinase activity; protein phosphorylation; cell surface receptor protein tyrosine kinase signaling pathway
Cellular component (GO): signaling receptor complex
Molecular function (GO): ATP binding; transmembrane receptor protein tyrosine kinase activity
Source: RefSeq, a predicted model, not a curated record
CGGACUAUGAGAAGAGACCAGAGAGAUUUGUCUAAAGAGCGCACUAAAGUGAGUGCGCAUUUUACCUCUUAGUUUUUGUAUAAAAUCACACUAUCUUGCUAUCGAUUGCCUCGUAGGCUACUUGCAACUACGUUUUGCUCGAUUUUCUUGUGUUGGUUGUCCGUUUUGCGUUAUAAAUCCGACUUGAUUGAACGAGCACCUGACCUGCGCUGGAAUACGGCGGCGGCAGCUCGGCACUUGGACAGAGCUGCUCUGAAGAUCAUACCGAAUCGCAUCCCUGGGAAUGGCACAACGUGCACGUUAAACAUUAUUUUCCUGAGUGAACUGAGAAGUAUAUCGCACUCUCUCUUUGUGAAAUUGGAGGUUUACGCUGUCGCACAUACCAGUUGGAUAUUUCCAGAAGACUGACAUGAUGCGACUUUAUGACAUCUUGAAACUGACCGUAGCCCUGUUUUGGUGUACAUCACUCGCAUACGAUCAUCCAAAGUCAGCCCACAUUACAGAGACACUGCCUAAUGCAACCCCUCUGAUUCUUAAAAAGGGAGAUUCGGUGUCCCUGAUUUGCAGAGGGAAUCAACCGUAUUGGGAACUUGGCUCUGAACUCCGAGCUUUAUCAUCAAAUGGUGUGAAGGUGGGACGCUGUGACCAAAAGCCGCGUACUGCUCACCACUGCAGCAAUCUGACCAUCACCAAUCUGACAGCCAAUGAUACUGGAGCAUACAACUGCAGGCACUCCAAACACAGCUCAAUUUAUAUCUAUGUUACAGAUUCACAGCAGCCAUUUGUGGCACCUCAUCCCUCGAUACCUCUGCUUCUUUGGACUUUGAGGAAUGAAACCAGCCUCAUUAUUCCAUGUCGAACAACUUCUCCUGAUGCUGUUGUGACACUUGAUGCGUCACGUUCUUUAUCAGAAGAAGUGAAGAAAGAAAUGGAGUGGGAUCCAAAAGUAGGAUUCAAGAUUCCCUAUGGUCCUCUUGCUCACUACAAUUUUCUUACAUGUAGCACAGAGGUUAAUGGACAUGUUUUCAGAACAAUGUACAUGCCGCGAAGAUGGACUGGCGUCCUUAACAAUGUAAAGAUUACCCCAGAUCAUGUAAAACUAAUAGCUGGAGACCUCCUUGUUCUUAAUUGUACUGGUGAAACCACAUAUAAUGGAAGAAUCAACUUCACAUGGGAGUUUCCUAGAAAAGCAGAGCAUCGGCAUCAAACUAAUAAAACCUUUUUAGUAUUAGAAGAUGUCAUUUAUAUGAGUAAGACCUUGUAUUUGCCCAAUGUAACAAUGGAGGAUAAGGGGAACUACAAGUGUUAUGCGGAGGUGGAAUCCACAAAACACAAACCUGUUAAAGUGUCUGUGACAGUUUAUGAGCAUCCUUUUAUCAAUCUGACAUAUAAGAAUGACAACCUCAGUACUAUUAUUGUAAAUAAACUCAAUAAGAAGGUUUCAUUUGGAGCAAAAGUUAAAGCAGUGCCUCCCGCAGACACAGUAAUUUGGUAUAAAGAUGGCAUUCCAAUCAAAAAGAAUUCGAGUUGCUACAAAAUGUCUGGCCACAACCUGAUUAUCAGUGAUGUACAGCAGAAGCACGCAGGUGUCUACACAAUCAGUGUAGGCAUUCAAGACAAAGGGCUGUACAAGAAUCUCAGUUACUCUCUGGUUUUCAAUUUGCCUCCAGCCAUUUCUGAGAAAGAGCUCUCCACGGUAGAUGUGCAGCCCUACAUGUUUGGCAAAGACCAACCGUUAGCUUGUACUGCCUAUGGACUGCCUUUGCCAAGCAUCACUUGGCUCUGGCAGCCAUGUCCCUCGGAUUCAAACACAACACAUUGCAAUGGGAGUGCAUAUCAUGCCAUGGACUCAUUUCUUGUUGCAACUGAUACUGAGUUUGGAAGUUAUUCCCACAACUGGAUUAAGAGUGUAAACUAUAAACCUGAGCUGGUCCAAGGCAAAAAUAAGACUGCAAGUAUAGUAGUGAUAGGAGCAGCCAAUGUAUCAGGACUAUACACUUGUAUGGCCAACAAUGAAGAGGGUACUGAAACAAUGACAAUUCCCUUCUUCGUUACUAAUCACACAGAGGAAAUGGCGGUGUUGUCUCCGUCGGUUAUUGAGGGGGACGAUGCUGUCCUAACAUGUCGGGCAACGCGUUAUCUCUACACAGACCUCCAGUGGCUUGAUUCAAGAAAUCAUACUGUCACCUCAAAUGUGUCUACUCUUGAGACAAGCACAUACUCCAUUUCACGUUCUCUCCGUCUGUAUAAUGUGUCUCGUAACAGCUCUAGAGGCUACAAGUGUCAAGGGCAUAAAGUGCACAAUAAAGCUGUGCUGAAGACUGCUAACCUAAAUGUUGCUGAGAGAAAAUUGCCUUGGCUGAGCCAAAAUCUUACAGAUCAGCAUGUGAAUAGUAGCACCACCCUCAUAUUGACUUGUUUAGCCCUUGGAGUUCCUCAUCCAUACAUCAUGUGGUAUAAAAAUGGGAUUGAAGUGGAAAAAGGCCCAGGUAUCACAUUUGGUGAUGGGGUCCUAACCAUUGAGAGAGUAAAAAAAGAUGAUGAAGGACUUUAUGAGUGCAUGGCCAUAAAUGAUCUUGGUGCUGCAAAGACAAGUGCUGUGGUCACUGUCUAUGAUGACAGUAAGCCAAACGUUGAGGUGAUCAUCCUGGUGUGUACUGGAGCCGCAGCAACCUUCCUGUGGCUUAUGCUUAUUCUGUUUAUUCGUAAACUUAGAAAGCAGCCUGCACAUUACAAAAUGGGACCAUCAAUCAUCAUUGAUCCUGACGAGUGUCCUCUUGAAGAGCAAAAUGAGCUUCUUCAGUAUGAUAGCAGCAAAUGGGAGUUUCCUAGAGAUCGGCUGCAACUGGGUAAGACCCUUGGCCAUGGAGCUUUUGGGAAAGUUGUGGAGGCAUCAGCUUUUGGAAUUGACAAGUUUUCAACAUGCAAGACUGUUGCAGUUAAAAUGCUGAAAGGGGGGGCAACAUCCAAUGAACGAAAAGCUUUGAUGUCAGAGUUGAAAAUCCUUAUUCAUAUUGGACAUCAUUUGAAUGUUGUGAAUCUUCUUGGAGCCUGCACAAAGCCAGGAGGACCGCUGAUGAUGAUUGUUGAGUUUUGUAAAUAUGGAAACUUGUCCAACUAUCUGAGGAGCAAAAGGGAUGAUUUUAUUGUCUAUAAGAACCAGGAUGGUAAGGUGGUGUCGGGGUCUGGUUGUGAACUGAGUGAGUUGAUGAAGCGCCGUCUGGAGAGUGUGGCCAGUACCGGAAGCUCAGCCAGCUCUGGCUUUAUAGAAGAUAAGAGCUACUGCGACUCAGAGGAUGAGGAAGAAGAAGCUGAAGAUUUGUACAAAAGAGUCUUGACUUUAGAAGAUCUGAUUUGCUACAGUUUCCAAGUCGCAAAAGGCAUGGAGUUCUUGGCCUCUCGUAAGUGCAUUCAUCGAGAUUUGGCGGCAAGAAACAUCUUACUCUCUGAGAACAAUGUUGUCAAGAUAUGUGACUUUGGACUAGCUCGGGAUGUGUACAAAGAUCCGGAUUAUGUGCGCAAAGGAGAUGCAAGGCUCCCACUUAAGUGGAUGGCACCUGAAGCCAUUUUUGACAAGGUCUACACCACUCAGAGUGACGUGUGGUCCUUUGGAGUUUUAAUGUGGGAAAUCUUCUCUUUGGGUGCCUCUCCAUAUCCUGGAGUCCAAAUUGAUGAAGAAUUUUGUUGCAGACUGAAGGAGGGGACUAGGAUGAGAGCACCAGAAUACUCCUCAUCAGAAAUCUAUCAGACCAUGUUGGACUGCUGGCACGGAGAGCCACUAAAAAGACCCUCCUUCACAGAGUUGGUGGGAAGGCUGGGGGAUCUGCUUCAGGCCAGUGUUCAACAGGAGGGGAAACACUACAUCCCACUCAACACAAUGCUGCUGGCUAAAGUAGGAGAUCCAUCGGGGACAGUGUCCAGAGAUGACAAGCUCACACGACCCCUGUCCCACCGUGAGUCGGGGUGCACUUGGAACAUGAAGAUACGUCCUGCCAGUGUGAAAACCUUUGAUGAGGUGACUAUGGAUAGUGGAACAAAUGUGGAACAUGUGAGCGGGCAGUCAGACAGUGGGAUGGGCCUGUCUACAGAGAACAUGAGGACACUGAAGCGCCUUGAGUCUUUGGCGGGGCGACCUCUGAGCAUCAUAGCUUUAGCGAAGAAGGCCAUGAGUAAGAGCAAAGAGUCCGUUCUGGACGACUUGGGCCUGGAUGACUCAGCGCUGGACAUUGGUCUGGAGUGUCACAGCCCUCCACCCGACUACAACUCUGUGGUGCGCUACUCCACUCCCCCAGUUUAACCUCUGCUCUCCCUGGGACCCCCCUCUUUUCUGUGGACUGACAUUAAGAGGAAAACCUGUGCCAUUUUGGGGGACAAAAAACAUUUAGAUUUGUAACAUCCAUUUUUCUGCAAAUUUGUCCACCUCUGCACAUAGGCUCAGGUAAUUAUUUAAUCUACUGUGAAAACGCAGGGCAGUCCUCUCCUGUAUCCAUGCAAUAUCCAGUCUUUAUGAGGGAAGUUAAAGCGAAGCUGGGUUUCCUAUUGUUCUUGUUUUGGGUGUAAGAAUCCACAAGGAAUGCUUCACCAUGCUCACAGAGGAUAUGCUGGCAAUAUCAUUGUCAUUUCAUUGAGCUAAACUCAGGUUUGUCACACGUCUGAUUUUAGUUUUGACAAAAUAGGUCCUCAUAGGAGUUUUAUUUCCCCCAAAGCAAAAGCAAAUGAAAUGUUAUAUUUAUAAAAAUUUUCAUUAUCGGAUUUCCAAACUGAAUAUUUUCAUAGUCCAGGCUUUCUGUCAAGUAGUGAAAGCAUUUUUGUUUUGUUUUUAUGAUGCGAGAGUUGUAAAAUGAACAUUUAAAGCCAAUAUAUAUAUAUAUAUUUUUUUUUUAAAGGAAGAGCAGCCAGUAGCAUUUUGAACUAACCAGUACAAUAUACCUUGCAGUCAUUGUAACCCCUGUGUUAUUGUCUUCAACACAUUUUUGGUAAAUAGAUACUUAUGCACUGAAGUUUUAUACUGAUAUUGUUUUCAUACACCAGAGAAUAGUAUAUUGUUACCAAACAGUGUUACAGAGAUUUUGUAUUUUAUUUAACUAUUUUCUAAAAGUAAAUAUUUAAUUUUUUUAGGGUUUUAAACACAUGUACGUACUUUGUAAACACAUUCCAUUGAUUAAGCAGUAAUGUAAACAUGCAAACAUUGUAGCCUACAGUUACCUAAACUAUGUUUCUGUUGUAAUAAGUUGUACAAUAUUAAAAGUACUGUCUUCACACUGUAAACAGAGCAUAUAAAUAAAUAAAAAUAUAUUUAUACAAUAA